Messenger RNA from Trichomonas vaginalis G3, 607 nucleotides. RefSeq lists its product as uncharacterized. NCBI's taxonomy places the organism in Eukaryota, Parabasalia, Trichomonadida, Trichomonadidae. The record is from RefSeq and is a predicted model, not a curated record. The annotation marks the transcript as partial. The transcript has a single exon.
AUGUACGCCGCUCAGAAUAUAACGCCAACAGUUUUGGAUGCUAUGAAUGGAAAUGUUUCCGAAUGGUAUAACGAAUGCGACAAUGCCAUUAGAAGGUCAGAAAUAGUUCCUGGAACUUACGAAUAUACAACUGCUGUUUCUUAUGGAAACGUAGGUGAGUUUGGAGAAGGUUCUUCAACAACAGUAGAUAUUGCUUGCGACAGGUUUCAUAUUAUUUCUAUUGACAACUCUUUCUUAUACGUGGAACAAGACAUUGAAAUAAAACCUUCUGCCAAGUUGUCUGACAAGAAAGGUUGCAAUGGAAUUUUCUAUGUCGGAUACCAAUAUGCUCCAGAAGUUUUCAUGGGAUAUAAGAUAUAUUCUAACUCUGACUUAGUUCAAACAGUAACAUGGGCAAACUAUGAAUGGUUCGCUUUGAGAAACUCAGUACAACCACAAGCUAGAGAACAAACAGACCAGUAUGCAACUAUUGAGAAAAUAAGAAGACUUGACCCUAACGUUCCAGGAGUUUAUGUUGACCUUUCUGGACAAAAUGCAGCAGCAGUAACCAAAGUAAAACUGAAACUUAGAGUUCCUUUGUCAUCUUUCCUCAUCUUCAGGUUUUUAA